UAAGUCGUGACCAUAGCGUCUCUUAUUUGCCCAAUACACUGAGCCUCCAAAAGCUGACCCCGGGGGCACUACCACGCGCGGACCAAAGCCCGAUAAGAAAACUGUGAAAACUUUGAGCCCAGUGUACGGAAACAAAUGGUCCACACCGCUGAUUGUAUUUAUAUGUUGAAUGUACACACGCUAGGGUCGGGGGCACCUCAUUCUGAUUCAAACCUGGUAACUUGCAGUCACAAGUACACUGUAGAUCAGACCCGCCACUAUAUUGGGACCAAACGCGUCCUCAUCGGUGGUCUUCAGCCUCGCUCAGCCCUCUUAUCUGUCGAGAAAGACCUCCCAGCUGUUACGUACAGCUUCGCUGAGAGAACUCAAUAAUACACGUACCAGUGACCUGUCGUAAUACGUGGAGAAAAAAUGGCGCGCCGGAGCAGAGUGAGACUAACUUCGACUUUGCUUGUACUCCAAGCUCUCUUCAUCAUUCUAUUCGCCGUGUUUGUUGAUUAUGACAUUGAUGCCGACGCUAAGUACCACCCCUACGUUAGCGACCCCUCGCUGUUUCAUUUAAGCGACGCCAGUGCAGCGGCAAGAGAUGGUGGCGGAAGUUCUCAAAAUGACGGAGACAGCGUUACGUAUAAUGGUAAGAAGUCAAAAACUGGUUGGCAUAUACGGAUGGUGUCGAACAGUGACGUUGCUGCCCCACCUACGUCCAACGCUGGCACGUCAAACGCAGGCGACGCGGCAACGGCGGAAACCGAAGACCGCGGUGUUAACGGCAGCGGCAGUGAUGGAGAAAGGAAACGGCGGCAAAUUAGUGCGCCUACAUUCAAAAACGCAACGGCAAAUGAAAGUGUUCCCUUGACAACAGAAAGUACCACGGCAGACCGGAUGCAGUGGGUGUACACUGACACGAAAGCGAACAAGUUGAAGUCUUAUUAUCCAAGUUUCUACAUUUUGCCUUGGAUUUGCAACGGAAAUGAGCAAGCCUUGAGACUGCGAUUGUGAAGUAGGGAUGGCUGACUCUCUAGAAAUCCCGGAUGUCCGAUUGCUCACAACAAAAACGUCAAAACCGAUGCC
Messenger RNA from Lingula anatina, 1071 nucleotides. RefSeq names its product ammonium transporter Rh type B. Gene Ontology annotation, cellular component: plasma membrane. The record is from RefSeq and is a predicted model, not a curated record. Gene Ontology annotation, biological process: ammonium transmembrane transport; ammonium homeostasis. Lineage: Eukaryota; Metazoa; Brachiopoda; Lingulata; Lingulida; Lingulidae. Gene Ontology annotation, molecular function: ammonium channel activity.